AUGCCACGAGUCGACCAGAUGGUGGCUGUGCGUGCUGGGUAUGCGGCUUGCUGGCUGACGCAGAAGCAUGCGAGGGAUGCGGAGAACCACACGGUACGCAUGGGCGCUCCCGCAGCGAUGUAUCGCGCAGCUGUGUGGGGCGACCGCACUGACACGCGGGGCGAUGCACAUAACCACCCACUUUGUUGCUGCUGCCGGGUUGUGCCCACAUAUGUUCAGUGGAACUCCCGGCAUCGCUGCUCAAGGGAUGUCUGCAGCUGUUGCCGGCGAGGCUGGCCAUCUUCUUCUCCCUUUUUCUGCUCUCUGUGCACCGUGUCCGCCGUUGUCUCUCCCUUUUUCUCUGCCGUAGGAAUUCACAGGCGACACAGCAGGACAGUCGCAAGGCAGCGGGUAUGGCGGUGCGUUGGGGGCGGCGAGGCGGCCGUGCGCAGUUGGGCUUGCGGCCCUCUGCUGCGCCGUCGUGCCUUGCUGUUGUCUCUCUUCUUGUGCUGCUGUUGCUGCUCGUUUUUCCAUGUGCCGGUGCCAGGUCCGCAGUUUCCAGGGCGUCGUUAA
Messenger RNA from Trypanosoma rangeli, 552 nucleotides. RefSeq lists its product as uncharacterized. The transcript has a single exon. The coding region runs from base 1 to 552 and encodes 183 amino acids. The record is from RefSeq and is a predicted model, not a curated record. Lineage: Eukaryota; Euglenozoa; Kinetoplastea; Trypanosomatida; Trypanosomatidae.